This is a messenger RNA of Hirsutella rhossiliensis, 1296 nucleotides long. Its product is annotated as eukaryotic aspartyl protease domain-containing protein. Gene Ontology annotation, molecular function: aspartic-type endopeptidase activity. Gene Ontology annotation, biological process: proteolysis. Lineage: Eukaryota; Fungi; Ascomycota; Sordariomycetes; Hypocreales; Ophiocordycipitaceae. The coding region runs from base 1 to 1296 and encodes 431 amino acids. The transcript is spliced from 3 exons. The record is from RefSeq and is a predicted model, not a curated record.
AUGAGAGUUACGCUCGCUGCCAUAGCCCUCGCUUGCCUGGCUAACUGCGCCGACACCACGCCGCCAACUCAAUCUUCCAGCAAGAAAGGGGGCAAACGGUUCACGCUUACCCAAGUCCACAACGACAAGUUCCAAGGUCAUGAUACGCCUUCGUCCUUCCUCAAAGCCCACUUGAAAUACGGUCACACUCUACCGCCGCAAUUAUCACGAGCUUUGGACCUCAACCCGAGCCUUAAACUCAGGUUCCAGGCCCAGUUGCCUUAUACAAACAGAUCACAGAAGGGAACGAUCAAGACAUCCAUCGCGCCCAAAUAUGACUCGGAAUACUCAGUCCCAGUCCAGAUCGGGACGCCUCCGCAGACGAUACCCUUGAACUUGGACACGGGGUCUGCUGAUCUGUGGACGUUUUCAUCGGAAACAUACCCGACCGUGGUCAUGAAUCAGACACUAUACCAUCCUGAGAACUCGUCGACCUGUGAGCUGCAGAGAGGCGAAAGUUGGCAAGUCAAGUAUGGCGAUGGCGCCGGCGCGGCAGGCAUCGUCUACAGAGACAGGGUGCAAGUGGGUGAAACCUACGUCGAUGGUCAAGGCGUGCAGGCUGCCAUCACGGUCUCGCCCGAAAUCGCCAGGGACUCGUUCACAUCGGGCAUCUUGGGCAUGGCAAAUAGCCGUGUCAACACGGCCCGGCCCAUGCAGCAGCGGACCUACAUUGACAACAUCAGGGGAUCGCUCGAGGAACCCCUGUUCACGGCCAAUCUGCGCAAUCGCCGUCCCGGCAACUACAACUUCGGAUACAUUGAUAAGUCCGAGUACACGGGCGACCUCCAAUACGCCGCUGUGAACCGAUACUCACCAUUCUGGAUGGUCACUGUGAAUGGGUACCAGGUCGGCUACAACCCCCCCCUUCAGGUGUCGUGGAACGCGAUUGUCGACACGGGCACGUCGCUACUGCUGCUCCCCGACGAAAUUGUGCAGGACUAUUAUCGCCACGUUCCCGGCGCUGGGAUAGAUCCGAAGCUGGGGGUGGUUACGUUUCCCUGCCAAGUUCACCCGCCCGACUUCUUCUUUUACAUUGGGGCCCAUCGCGGCCGAAUCCCAGGCGCGUAUAUCAAUUACGGGCAGGUCAGCGAGACGUACUGCCACGGCGGGAUUCAGACGGCACGGGGGCUGCCCUUUGGCGUGCUUGGCGACGUUGUGCUCAAGGCGCAGUUUAUCGUCUUCAACUAUAACCUGGGCCUCGUCGGGUUUGCCAACAAGAAGCUUGAUGACGCUCCUGACAGCCCUCCUGAACACUAG